Molecule: messenger RNA, 796 nt
Organism: Tilletiaria anomala UBC 951
Lineage: Eukaryota; Fungi; Basidiomycota; Exobasidiomycetes; Georgefischeriales; Tilletiariaceae
Exons: 1
Coding region: 92-631 (179 amino acids)
Source: RefSeq, a predicted model, not a curated record
GGGGGGAAGAGGGGGGAAGCAUUCAAGCACAAACAUCCUAAGAUUCAAGGCAUCUUUCCCGCACGGGCCAGUUUGAUCAUGGCUCACUACGAUGCAUGACAAAAGUCACGACGACAAUACCACCACCAACACCAUCGCUGUACUUCCAUCUAUCCAUCCAUUCAUCCAUCCAUCAUUCGACUGCAAUCCGCGCCGCUUCCACCUCAUCGCGGCCCAUCCAUUCAUAGUCUUGCUCGCAUCUACCUCCUGCGGCGCGGGGCCAUCAUGUCGCAGGCUAGGCAAGCAAGCGAUGGACUAUUCAAGCAGCAAUGGAACGCUUCGCACCUCUUGCCUUACCGCCUUGCCUCUCCAUCCAUCCAUCUGUUUCCUUCUCACACACACCUACGCACACGUCAUGUCUUUCUACUCUCCAUUUCCCCUUGUCCUUACACUUCAUGUUUUGGUUCUUCGUUCGUUCGUUCGUUCCUAUUUCCUCCUGCUUAUGUACAACAGUCUCGCAUGGCUGUGUGGAUUCCAAUUGGAUGAAGAUGACGAAACAUCUGGAACCAUGUGCCCGCGGCCACUAUCCGAAUCGGGAUGCAUCGCGUUGAUUAUUACGCAUUGCUCUUUGUACAGGUACCACAAGACUUGAUGCCAGCACAAAUCCUCAAGAAUGCGGACUGCAGCGUGUACAAAUAGCAGCCAUAGCAGUAGCCAAUAGUCAGCUGGUGUGCGACUGACUGGGAGCGGAACACGGAACUAGAUCUCUCCACUCAUCUCUGAGAUGAGAAAGCCCUCUAAGCGCUUACAUGCUCAC